Molecule: messenger RNA, 762 nt
Organism: Neogale vison (American mink)
Lineage: Eukaryota; Metazoa; Chordata; Mammalia; Carnivora; Mustelidae
Gene: UBE2A
Product: ubiquitin conjugating enzyme E2 A
Exons: 6
Coding region: 190-648 (152 amino acids)
Biological process (GO): proteasome-mediated ubiquitin-dependent protein catabolic process; DNA repair; protein polyubiquitination
Cellular component (GO): HULC complex
Molecular function (GO): ubiquitin conjugating enzyme activity
Source: RefSeq, a predicted model, not a curated record
UCAGCCCCCGUCUACUCCGGGGUGGUGCUUAGUCGGCGCCAGACCGACCCUCGACUUCGGAGGGGCAGUGCCGUUCCUCUGGGCGCUCCCUCGGCGUCCGCUUCGGCUCCUUCAGCUUCCUCGGCCUCUUCAGCGUCCGCCGGGACCCGAGACCUCGGUGUAUGCCCCACCCCUGACCCCGCUAGAGAUAUGUCCACCCCGGCUCGGCGGCGCCUCAUGAGGGACUUCAAGAGGUUGCAGGAGGAUCCUCCGGCGGGAGUCAGCGGGGCUCCGUCCGAGAACAACAUAAUGGUUUGGAACGCGGUCAUUUUCGGGCCUGAAGGGACCCCGUUUGAGGAUGGAACAUUUAAGCUUACAAUAGAAUUCACCGAAGAAUAUCCAAAUAAGCCACCUACGGUUAGAUUUGUUUCUAAGAUGUUUCAUCCAAAUGUCUAUGCAGAUGGUAGUAUAUGUCUGGACAUACUUCAGAACCGCUGGAGUCCAACGUAUGAUGUGUCUUCCAUUUUAACAUCCAUACAGUCCCUAUUGGAUGAACCCAAUCCCAAUAGUCCAGCAAACAGCCAGGCUGCUCAGCUGUACCAGGAGAACAAGCGGGAAUAUGAGAAACGUGUUUCUGCAAUAGUAGAACAGAGCUGGCGUGACUGUUGACCCGGGUGCAGCAAAAGAAGAGGCUGGUCAUAAGAAAAAUAUAUAUUGAUGUGUUUGUCACCUUCCUAUUCCUCAGUGUCAUUACAUUACUUUAUUAAAAGCAAAAUAGCUGUC